AGGUAUGGAUAGGUAACGUUACUGUACUGUAUUGUGUGUACAUGUACAAGUACAUGUACGUUAACUAACAGACAGGCCACACAUCCUCUCUCUAGCUCGCUGCCAAAAACUUGCAAAUUCAUAUCCCCGCCUAUUGAUUAAAUAUUAAAUUUUAUAUGAAGUGGGAGAGUGUGGGAGAGUGUGGGAAUCAACAACAUUCUAGACGUACGUACAGUAACUUACACACCAUUAUUCUUGCCAUUUCCUUCCUCCUCCUCCUCCUCCUCCUCCUCCGCCACCACCACCAAAGACGUUUAUUUGAGAAGGUUGUAACUUGUCAGCCUAUGUAUGUCUCAGCCUCCUGUUCCAGUCCCGUUCUCCACAAUUGGGCGAUUUGUCUCAAUCCGAGUCAUCCAUCUCCCCCUGCUAAAAAAAUCUAGUUCAGUCCUCGUAUAUAGCCCAAGUGUUGGAACCUGAUGGCUUUUUUUUUUUUUUUUUUCCCUUCUCCGCACUUCCGGGCUUGUCUUUUAUCGUGUCUGUUUUUCUUCUGUCUGUACAGCAAUAAGUGGAAAUGAAAGAUUCAACGUUGGUUUGGUUUGGUAUGGUUAUCUCUUCCCCCAAAUACGCAGUACAACGAGACUCUUCUGGAGGGUGAGAGGUUCAUCUUUCGUGAUUUGGGGGGCGGGAUUGUAUUUGGAACAACCCAACCCCGCGCGAGGACAAGACAAAAUGCGGUUUCUCCUUAGUAAGAGACGUGGGAGUUAUUUCCUAGGGGUGGGAUAUCACCACAGCGAGUUUAUAGGGGGUAAAUGAAGUGUGAACAAACACUGGAGAAUUGCGACGAUGUACGGAGUACAUACAUUACAUGUACAUGUACCGUAGCGACGAGAAUAAAUAUGCUGAGCCUGGCAACCGCCGAGACAUUGCCGAAGUUCGGCUUCUAUGUAAGGUGAAAGAAAGAGAGCCCCUCGAAAAGGCUCUCCGACGAGAUAAUAAGUCGGGAAGUUCUUGUUGAGUUAUCAAGAAGUAUCAUACUUUUUUCUUUUCUUUUUCUUUUUCGAUUUAUUCUCCGUUGGGGUCUGUUAGGUUCGUUAUUACCAUAGUUAUCUCUUUGGCGGAGAGUUCAGGUUAGGGCCACACAGCAUACCAGGAUUGCAGGAACGGGAACCAGAGGAGCUUCUUUUAAUAAUAUAUGACUAGGAAAGGGGCAGGAAAAGGAUAAAAAAAGAAAAGAGAAAGUAAGUUAUAAUAGUUAAUGAUUCACCAAGGACUAUUUCAGGAAAAACUAGAUUGGACUCUGCCUUUUAUCGUUUUAUAUUCCCAUUUGUUCCAAGUUCUGCAACUCAAUCUGAUUCCAAGCUGAUUGAUCUUUAUAUUUUUAUAUAUAUAAUUUUUCCCCAGCUUGGGGACUAGAAUAUGUUAUUUCUUAUAUUCUCCAUGGAUGUAAAAAUCAAUAUCCAUGGGAUGUUUGCCAUGCUGGCUACAAGGGCCCCUGGUACUCGGUCAGCCACCGACAACUUAUUUAUCACUAUGUAUUCUUGCAUCUUGCGAGGGUAUGGUAUGGACGUUGGCCAAUAAAAGAGAAGGGUGCUGGUAUUAUUUGCAGAAAAAUUCGCUGGAUGUGUUUGUUUAUUUACUCUUUUUUUUUUUUUUUUUUUUUUUUUUUUUUUUUUUUUUUAUGUAGUUGUGAUUGAUAUCCUGGAUAAUUGCCGGAUUAAGUUGCGCUGGGAAACAAGCCGUGUAUUAGAAUCAAUCUGAUACUUUUAGUGCUGUAGAUCAGGGGCCCGCUCAAUUACAAUUUAACAGUAAAUAAACAGUUUACAGUUUACAGGAAUUCUGAAGUUCUGAGGGAAUAGAGAUAGGCGCCUAGGCCGAGUUGCAGGAGGGUCAGUCAGGAAGAACAUUCAGACAGGAAUAAUAAUAUUAAAUAAUAUACGGAGUAUACUCCGUAUACAACUUAUUAACGCUGCGAAAUAUUCUCAAGCCAUCCGGGGAAUCACAGACUGGGCGCUUGCUCUCUGCUACUUAGAUUGGCCGAGCUUGUGAGUUGCCAGACUGGUGCUAAGACUGAUGCUAGACUGAUGCUAGACUGCUCUGCGAAACGCCCUAUAUCUCGGCUUGUCUCACCCUGGUCGUCCGGUCCCAAUGUCUACAUUUAAUAUUAUUAUUAUUGUCGUCGUCGUCGUCGUCGUCGUCGUCUUGCUUUCUUCAUCUUCAACAACUCUCGCUCCUUGAACGCCCUCUGCCCUGCGUCUUGCUGGUGCAAUCCUCUUUCCCCUCUUUCUCUUGAACCCUCGCGGGACCCCUUACAUCAGGAUCUGAAUACUCCGAAAACAACCCUUGGAAGAUAAAUAUAAUCUACGAUUAAUGGACUCGGGAAAGAGAUUACCUCUUGCGUUGCUUUUCCCAUGAUAUUAUUAUUAUUAUUAUAGUCGUCUUCCUCUCCUCCUCCACGAUGUUUGCCCGUAUCUCCUUUCCCUUCGCUUCCCUGAGGUCGAUCCUCCCCAGCAAAGCCACGCCCCCGGCGUCCUCCCAGAGAAAGAGGGAGGACAAUUGGGUUGAUGGCCUCCGUGGUGUUGCCUCCUUCAUCGUCGUUACCGGCCACAUCUGCACCGCCUUCGUUCCGUAUCUACACAAUCCCACCAUUAGAGAGGGUGAGGGCCCUUUGUUAUUCCAACUCCCCUUCUUCAGGCUCGUCGUGGGCGGCCGUGGCGCCGUGGCUAUCUUCUUCAUCAUCACCGGCUUCGUCAACUCACUCAACCCCGUCAAAAAUGCCCGCGCCAACAACACCUCCGUCGCCCUCGUCAAUCUGGCAAGGAGCACCUUCACUCGCUCGGGCCGCCUAGUGCUGCCCACCUCCAUUGCUGUCUGUAUUGCUUGGCUCCUGGCGCAACUUGGUGCUUUUCAUAUGGCCUCUCGGGUUGAUGCGGGCUGGAUCCGCCUACAAGCCCAUGGUCCAGAUGCGUCUUGGGGAGAGGCUCUGAUCAAACUCUUCCGUGCUUUGACUCUAUUUUGGCAUACCGGCCCAGGUGAAUAUGAUGGCACUCACUGGACACUUGUAUAUUUCUUGCAAGGUUCGUUCCGGGUAUAUUUGGCGCUAUUGGCCAUGAUGCUUCUCCAGACACGGUAUUGGCGCCUUGUCACCGGAUUCCUUUACGUCUGGUGUUGGUCUACUGGAGAUUAUAUCGUUGGAAUAAACAUCUUCGCAGGCCUCGCGCUUGCACAGCUCCAGGUGGACCUUGGCUCUCGGGCUACUUCCUUACUUCCCAAACCCGUCCCCUCGCUCAUCAUCCUCGUGGGUCUGUUUGUAUGGAGCUAUCCACAACACAAUGCACACUGGGCCUACUGGUCACGAACAAUGAAGGAGUCAAUGGAGCUAGUCGUCCCCGCCAACACCGACCUAUCCCGCUACUGGGUCUCCGUCGGCACCUCAAUCCUUAUGGUUGGAAUCUUCUUCUCCCGCAAUGCGCAAAGAGUCCUCACGAACCCCGUCUUCAAUUUCCUCGGCCGUGUCUCCUUCCCCGUCUACCUACUCCACAACUCGCUCAUGCGCACCAUCCUCGUCUGGAUGGCUUACUGGCGUACCGCAGCCACGACCCCAAAGACAGAUGCGCAGGGCAACCUCAUUCAGCUGCCCAAACCGGGCGGACUGGUGUUUGUAUUCAUUCUCCCGAUCUUCUACGCCGUCUUGUACACGGUUGCGUACCUGUGGACUCUAUACGUAGAUCCAUUGUGCGCCAAGACAGUUGACCUGUUGAAGCGCUUAAUGUUUAGGGAGGAGGAGCAACCGCAGGCUGAGAAACCUGUCCCUCUGACUGCCGUGGUGGCGUAACAAGACAACCGUUUCUUUUUUUCCCCUCUUUUCCUCUAUCUCCCGCAUCUUCUCUUGUCGUCUCAUACGUUUUAUUCGUUUUUAUUUAUUUUUUUACAUAUAUUUUCUAUCUCCAGUCGCAUAUGCAAGGAUGCCUAUACAAGCAACCACCACACCUAUCUUACGACAAAAUUGUCCACCCAUUCCUUCCGAGGAGCAUCCUUAUCGGUGUGCAUCUUUUGGAAAAUAAAUGAUCUGAUGCAAUUUUUAUUUUUAUUUGUGCAUAACAUAGCAUGCGGGAAAGCCGACAAGAGGGGACCUGGAAUAUUACAUAUAUUACCCCCCACCACUUUCCUCGUUCAACCGCUACUUUUAAAACCAACCCCCUCCCCCCAAGCCAAAUAUUGAAACCCCCUAGGUUUUCAUAUUUAUAUUUACGAAUUUAUUUAUAUAUUCAUCCUUGGAACUCAUGGUUUCACAGCAGUGUUGUCCUGUCGGUCGAGACUUUUCCAGUGAUAUUUUUCAGGGUUUUCCAGCCUCCCCGUCGAGUCAGCCCAGACCAAUACAAAGCAGCUAAAGAUACUGGGUGUCUCGUGUCAGGCUAUGUUGAGUCCCCCGGGCCUCUGGUUAUCAAUCAAGGCGCGUGAACGUGUUGGGUAUCGGCAGAUGAUCUUCUUGGGGUAUCUACGUUCUGCCAUUGAGAGAGAGACUUUUUGGUUCAGGUGCCGCGAAUGAGGGUUUUCCGCUCUGGGGACUGGAUGGUUUGGGUUGUCAUAUUCCCGGUCUUUACUGCGUUCCUUUUUUCAUUUCUUAUCCGUUUUCUUCUCUUUUUUCUGCGUUUCGUCUUCCGUUGGCAUAUUUCCCCUUUUCAUACCUCAUAUAUAUACGUAUACGAAUCUCACAUCUCUCAUUCCCUUGUUACUUUUUGCUCUCUUUUCUUUUCUCUUUUGCUUCUGUCAUUUUCCUUCUUGUUCUUUUUCUUUUUCUUUUCCGCUACUGUUAUAGAUUAUGGAGUUCUUUUUGUAUUUGCAUCUUGGGGAAACUACAUACUACCUCACUCUCUAUAUAUACAUAUAUAUUGAUAACUUAAUGCACACAAUGACAUGACUCAACGCUUAAACUCUUGUACAGGAUUUUUCUCUCUCUUUUUCUUUGUAUAUUUACACUCCUUGCGGGCGCCAAUUUGCCUCCCCUAGUAACCCCGGUCUUACGGCUUUUUUCUGUUUCCCUUCUCUGAACAUUGCGCGUCAAUUAAUAGAUUCUACACGCAAGACAAGGGAAGUAAAAAAGAAAAUAAAUUCUGGAAUUCGCAGAGAAAGGAAACUAGCUAUCUUUAACUGAAUAAAAAAGAAGAAGGAACUAAAUAACAGACCAAAAAGGCGGGGCUACUGAAGAAAGAGAAAGGAAAUUGAGGAGAUCAUUAGGGAUGACAGAGGUGGAAAAUAGAAUAGAACGCUGGAGGGGGCAAGAGGGAGUGGGUGCCUAGAGGAAAGUGGGCUGAUGAUGACGAUGGAUGAUGAUGAUGAUGAUGAUGCGGGAUAGGGUGUCGGAGUGGAUGGAUGAUGGCAUGGGAUGCGUUUAUAGAUGGGUUCGUUUGACGGAGAAUCGAUGUGGGUUAGAAGCCGAUUCCUAACUCCUCUUUACUCCUCUCCUCUCUCCGCGUCGUGGUGUUGCUUUUUUUUUUUUUUUUUUUUUUUUUUUUUUUUUUUUAAUUCCGUUUAUUGGAAACAAAAAUCGAAGCAUGGUCUUCAAUUAUCGAACCGCUUUCUUUCCCGGCGUAUAGAUGAACAACGCCGAAACCAGCCAUUCUAUUCCAUCCACGGAUGCCCACUCUCAACCCCAUCCGCGACCCCGUCCAUCCAAAACACCGCCUCACACCACAAGCAUCCCCAUAAACCCUGCCCACCCACCCAACACCCAACAUCCAAGACGCAAACAGCGAAACACACUCAGACCCCCGCAGCCCCCGGCGCACCCUCAUCCUUCCUCAACUCAAGCAGCAACUCGCGAAACCUCUCCUUCCCAGACCCGCUCGCACCCCCCUUUAACCCCUUCCCACUAACAUCCACCAACUUGGCAAUGCGCUCCCAGCUGGUUCCGCCCGCGGCCGUAUCCUCGCGGUUCUCCAGGAACUCGUCGGCCUCCUUGCGCGUGCGCUCCUUGGCGCGGUCUGUGCGCUUGUUGUAGGACUCAUAGUAGUCGUCGAUGUCCUGUUGGGCUUUGGAGAUGGUGGCUGCUUUGCGCUCGGCGGAGAUGGCGGCGCGGCGGGUGAGUUCUUCGUCGCGUUUUUGGCGCCAUUCGCUGUGGUGGGGGGGGAGGGGAGAGGGAGGGUUAGACGAUGCUGAUGCUGAUGAUGUCGUUCUUGUUGCCGUGAUUGUUUGAUUGAUUGGUUGAUUGGAGGGGACUUACCGGACUGCUUCUGGCUCUUCUUCUGGCUGUUUGUAUGUGGAGUAUGAAGGUUGGAAAGAACUUGUGCCUGUGAUGGUCCCACCUGGCGCAACUUGCUGCAUAUGAAAAUAAGAUUAGAACGUAGAACAUAGAACGUAAUUUCUUUUUCUUUUCCUCGCAUUUAUUUAUUUUUUGAACCCUCAUCAGGAGAGUACGUACCUCAUUCUGUGAUUCUAGGGCGGGAAACGACGAUUCGAACCCUCCCAUUAUAUCUCCG
Molecule: messenger RNA, 6455 nt
Organism: Blastomyces gilchristii SLH14081
Lineage: Eukaryota; Fungi; Ascomycota; Eurotiomycetes; Onygenales; Ajellomycetaceae
Exons: 3
Coding region: 2435-3811 (458 amino acids)
Biological process (GO): polysaccharide biosynthetic process
Cellular component (GO): membrane
Molecular function (GO): acyltransferase activity, transferring groups other than amino-acyl groups
Source: RefSeq, a predicted model, not a curated record